Molecule: messenger RNA, 1341 nt
Organism: Penicillium oxalicum
Lineage: Eukaryota; Fungi; Ascomycota; Eurotiomycetes; Eurotiales; Aspergillaceae
Exons: 4
Coding region: 1-1341 (446 amino acids)
Molecular function (GO): oxidoreductase activity, acting on the CH-CH group of donors; flavin adenine dinucleotide binding
Source: RefSeq, a predicted model, not a curated record
AUGUCUGCCUCCACACGCAUCCCCGUCAUCGCUCAGCCCUUUGUGAGCGAGCGGGCAAAGAAGACCCUCGAUCUGGUCGAGGAGUUUGUCGAGAAAGAGUGUAUCCCCGCCGAGGCUGUCUUCUCCGCUCAGCUGGGCGAAGGCGAGAAGCGAUGGCAGACCACCCCCGCCGUCAUGGAGGAAUUGAAGGCCAAGGCGAAGAAGCUCGGUCUGUGGAACAUGUUCCUGGCCAAGAGCCACUUUAAGGAGGGUGCGGGCUACAGCAAUGUCGAAUAUGGGUUGAUGGCCGAGAUUCUUGGCAAGAGCAAGGUCGCCUCUGAGGCCACGAAUAACGCUGCUCCCGAUACAGGUAACAUGGAGGUGUUGGCCAAGUACGGUAACGAGGCUCAAAAGAAGGAGUGGCUCGCUCCUCUGCUCGAGGGCAAGAUUCGCUCUGCUUUCCUCAUGACAGAGCCCGACGUGGCUUCUAGUGAUGCCACCAACAUCGAGUUGGAGAUCCGCCGUGAGGGGAACGAAUAUGUUCUGAAUGGUUCGAAAUGGUGGUCUUCCGGUGCUGGUGACCCCCGAUGCAAGGUCUACCUCGUCAUGGGCAAGUCCGACCCCAAGAACACCGAUACCUACCGCCAGCAGUCCGUCGUCCUGUGCCCAGCCGAUGCCCCCGGUGUCACCGUCCACCGUAUGCUGCACGUCUACGGCUACGACGACGCCCCCCACGGUCACGGCCACAUCACCUUCAAGAAUGUGCGCCUGCCUCUCUCCAGCAUGGUCCUCGGUGAGGGCCGCGGCUUCGAGAUCAUCCAGGGCCGUCUCGGUCCCGGCCGUAUCCACCACGCCAUGCGGACCAUCGGUGCCGCCGAAAAGGCCCUCGAGUGGAUGAUCGCCCGCGUCAACGACGAGCGCAAGAAGACCUUUGGCAAGGCCCUAUCUUCCCACGGUGUGAUCCUUGAAUGGAUCGCCAAGUCCCGCAUUGAGGUGGAUGCCGCGCGUCUCAUUGUCCUCAAUGCCGCCAUCAAGAUCGACCAGGGCGACGCCAAGGCUGCCCUCAAGGAGAUCGCCGAGGCCAAGGUCCUCGUGCCCCAGUCCGCCCUGGCCAUCAUCGAUCGUGCCGUACAGGCUUACGGUGCGGCCGGUGUGUGCCAGGAUACUCCCCUGGCCUACAUGUGGGCGGGCAUCCGCACGCUGCGCAUUGCGGACGGUCCCGAUGAGGUCCACUUGCAGCAGAUGGGUCGUCGGGAGAACGAGUCCCGCAAGAAGGAGGUUAUUGCUAAGCUCAAGUGGCAGCAGCAGGAGUCUGAUCGUCUCUUGAUCGCGUCUGGUUUCAAGGCCAAGAGCCACCUUUAG